AUGCAUCGUCUUUUUGCUGAGCUGGAGCCAUCUUUAACCGUCACAGAGCAAAACCUGGCAGACCGAGUUCGGUAUAUCUUGCGCUCAAAUAUAUUUGAUGUCGCCGAACUCGAACGGCUACGACGUGAGGCUGUUCCCUCGUCGGAUGAGAAUGCUACGGCUGAGGAUGCGGCGCCACAAAUGGUAGAGCAACCCGCAAACGUGGAUGCCGCCGUGAAUACCCCAGUUGUGGUUGAUUCAAACGAUGAUGGAACAGUCGCCCAGGAACUGGAAUUAGAGCAUAUGAGGAGUACAUUGGAAGAGGCGAUUGUGGAAACGCGCAGUACGCCUCUCGAAAAUCGACCGCGACUUCCCCGCAUAGCCCUAAGCAAGCGGAAUCGGGCUGUCGUGAGGGCUCUGAACCCAAUGCUGGUGACCUAUUUGGAAGCCAGCCGGGACCUUUGCGAGACGGACUCAAUUCUUUUUGGCGCCGCGCUGGCAGUCUGCCGUAUCAUAGGCGCCAAGGUUUCCACGGCUGGACGCGCUACUGGACAUAGUAGCGCUAUCCCAGCAUGGAGAAGAAGAAUUGAGGAACGUAUCGCAAAGGCUAGAGCUCUCAUCGGCAGACUGAUAUGCUUCAGAUCAGGCAACAACAGGCCAAGAAUUGUGCGCACCGUCAGGAUGGCGUUUGCUGGGACAAAUGUCAGUUUGUCCCAGCCGGAUAUAACGCAAAAACUGACGGAGCGCAUAGAUGAUCUGAAGCAGAGAAUCGCUGCUUGGGGAAAACGGAUUCGGCGAUAUACCGAGAGGUCGACACGGUUCAACCAGAAUCGUCUCUUCCAGAGUGAUCAGAAGAGGCUCUAUGAAUCAUUGGAGCGACCAAUGGUAAGUGGAACGGGUCCAGCACCGAAUCAGGCCGACACUGUAGCAUUCUGGCGCGGCCUGUGGUCAGAGCCCGUAAACCACAGCGAGGGCCCUUGGACGGAAGUUGUGGCGAGUCAGUGUGCGGGUAUUACGCCCAUGGACCCCGUCAUCAUAACGCCGGAUGACGUAGCUGAGGCGGUCCGUAGGGCCCCGAACUGGAAAAGUCCGGGGCUUGACGGGCUGCAUCACUACUGGCUGAAGGGGUUCAUGGUGUGUCACUCUGUGCUUGCCCGACAGUUUCAAGAGGCUCUCAACCAGAAGUCGCUCCCAAGCCUCUUCACUACUGGGAUCACUCAUUUGGUUCCUAAAGACCAGGUGUUCCCGAUCGUGGAUUCACUCACAGAAGAUUUCAGGUUAGCGAUAAGAGAAUAA
Messenger RNA from Parnassius apollo (apollo), 1275 nucleotides. The record is from the annotation of a GenBank genome assembly. Lineage: Eukaryota; Metazoa; Arthropoda; Insecta; Lepidoptera; Papilionidae.